Messenger RNA from Didymodactylos carnosus, 2877 nucleotides. The record is from the annotation of a GenBank genome assembly. NCBI's taxonomy places the organism in Eukaryota, Metazoa, Rotifera, Eurotatoria, Philodinida, Philodinidae.
AUGGAUUAUCGUCAUACAGAUCCCGACUCGACAACAUCGAGCUGGAAUUCUAAUAAUCAAACAUCUAAUUAUAAUAACAAUUCAAAUUUGCAUAGCAGUUUAAAAGAUCGUGAUGAUGGCUAUAGUGGUUUUAAAAAAAAUGAUAGUGAUAAUACUCAUGAUUAUCAUUCUGGAUGGAGUAGUCAACAUAAUGAGAAUAGUUAUACCUACGAAAAACAUCCAUCGUCAUCCACAUCAAAAUAUGAGGAAUCAACAAGUCGUUCAUCAUUAAGUGAAAAUAUGAAUGUUAAUAAUCCAGUAGUAGCCAAUGAUUUGAAAAAAAAAGAACAGCAAGGAAAACAACACGCAGAAGACAUCUUUACAAAAACAAAAAAAGUUUUACGUCAAAAAUGGGGACAGACUCUGCAAACUGUUCAGCAAGUGAAUAAAAAAGUUGUUUCAAUGGCUCCUCCAGGCGGAAAAGAUCUUAUCUAUUGGAAACGACCAAUACAUAGUGGGAUGAUAUUUGGCACACUCUUAUCACUAAUAAUUACAUUUAUGUUUUUAUCAUCACUUGCCGCUAUCUCAUUUUGGUUAUUAGCACUCUUGAUAAUUAUUGGCUUACAUAAAUUAUACAAUUAUGUUAUGAUUACCUUUCUAGGACGUGAACAUGAAGAUAUGUUCAAUUCAUUAGUUCCACCAGAUGUAAAUGUUUCCUUUGAAACAGCUCAAUCUGUUUCAAAUUUUGUUCGUAUAAAUGGGACAAAAACAUUAAAAAUGGCACGACAUUUAUUUUUAUGGGAAAAUUUGACGCAAUCGCUUAUUUUUGGUUUUGUUCUAUUCGCAUUUUUUUACAUCGGUCUAUCCAUGAAUGCAUUAACACUCGCAUUAGUGGUUUUAAUAUUCUCAUUUACUGUUCCAAAAGUAUAUCAAGUUUAUCAGGCUCCGAUUGAUCGUACAGCAAAGAAUAGUUUGGAUAAAAUGAAUCAGCUAUUAGCAACACGCACUGCUGAUAUGGCAGAAGUCAAAUCAGAUGAUUUGGCACAACAUAUCACACUAUUGAGUGUAGAGAUACAGACGGCUCUAAAAAAGCUUGUCAUUCCAAAAGUUCUUGUAAUAUACACUGGAGGUACUAUUGGAAUGAAAGUCAAAAAUCGAGUUUACAUUCCAGUACCAAAUUUUCUUCAUUCAGCUCUACGUAGUAUGAACAUAAUGCAUAAUACCGAAUAUGCUGACACUAUCAAUGAUAUCGAACCAAAUAAAGAACUUUUAUAUUUGCCAUUAGCAAGUGACAGUGAUUGUAUUGCUUACUAUAUCUUAGAGUAUACACCAUUACUCGAUUCAUCAAACAUGACAAUUGACAAUUACAUUCAGAUUGCCUUAGAUGUUAAAGAAUUAUAUAGUUUAUUCGACGGAUUUGUUAUUUUACAUGGAACGGAUACAAUGAGUUAUACGGCGAGUGCAUUAUCGUUCAUGUUUGAAAAUUUAUCAAAGCCAAUUGUUCUAACCGGAUCUCAAAUUCCAAUAUUUGAGACAAGAUCAGAUGGUCGUGACAAUUUAAUCGGCUCAUUGAUUAUUGCAGGACAAUAUCGAAUACCAGAAGUAACCGUAUAUUUUCGUAAUCGAUUGUAUAGAGGAAGUCGUGUAACAAAAACGGAUUGUGAAGGAUUGAAUGCUUUUGAGUCAUACAAUUUUCCUCCGUUGGCAGAGUUUCGAACAAAUGUACAAGUUAAAUGGGAUCAAAUAUUUGACAAAUCAAACGAUGGUCCAUUUAAUGUUCAUACAAAUUUAAAUCGAAAUGUUAGCCUUCUUCGUUUAUUUCCUGGUAUCACCUAUAUUACAGUUAGACAAUUUUUGGAGCCACCAAUAUUGGGUGUCGUAUUACAAACAUAUGGAGCUGGAAAUAUGCCAUCAAAUCGUCCAGAUAUUCUUGAAGAAUUGCGUAAAGCAAGUGAUCGAGGUAUUAUAAUUGUUAAUUGUACACAAUGUAAUAAAGGAAGUGUACAACAUAUUUAUGAUACGGCGACAUAUUUGAAUAAAAUUGGUGUUUGUCCCGGAUAUGAUAUGACCAUAGAAGCGGCUCUGAUGAAAUUAUCGUACGUACUGGGGAAAGGUUAUGAUCUUAAAACAAUGAAAGUGCAAAUGGCCGAAAGUUUACGAGGAGAAAUGCAAGGAAAAGUAAAAUGUCAGAAAUUGGAUAUGAAGUUUUUCUUAAAUGCUCCAAUAACUCAAGAUUUGAUGCAGUCAUGUAAAAUGGAAUCAAAUGAGGAUGCUGCUAAAUUUGGUCAAGCAUUUUUACCAUGGCUAAUUGCGUCGGCUGCACAAACAGAUGAUAUCGAUUUUCUUUGUCGAAUUCAAGAAUCAUUAUCGACUAAUGUCGGUUUAAAUGUAUUAAUGCCAUCAGGAAGUGCACCAUUGCAUGUAGCUGCCAGAAAUAAUUCGAUCAAAUGUGCCAGUUAUUUUCUUCAACUUGGAUAUAAUGUUAAUGAACAUGAUCAAUGUAAUUAUACACCAUUGUAUUAUGCAGUUAUUAAUAAUCAUUUUGAUAUGAUCGGAUUAUUUGUAAAACAUGGAGGACACUUAGAAUUGAAACCGAGUGAAGUCGGAAUGUAUAUAUGUAGUGCUGUGGCCGAAAAUAAUGUAUUGAAACUACAAGCAUGGCAAUGUGCUGGAGCAGAUUUAAAUCAAACAGAUUAUGAUGGCCGAACGGCAAUUCAUGUGGCUAUCAAUCAUAAUUCCGUUGACUGUGUCCGUUAUUUAGUUGAACAUGGCGUGGAUGUAGGAUGUAUCGAUAGUCGUGGAUAUACACCACUCGAAAUAGCUCGACAACGUGGCUAUGAUCAACUUGUUCAGUUAUUAUCUGAAUACAGUGAUAAAUCAAAAAGUAAUUUAAAGUAA